CAUACAACGUUUCCUUUAUAGUUUAUACUACGAAAGGGGAAUUGCUGAUAGCACCAACGGUCCUACUUUCUAAUUGCAAUCCUCCAUGGACUUCUCCAAAUCAGUAAUCCCUGCACACCUCCUCGGCGACCGUGGUUCUAAUCUUGUCGUCAUCAAUCCAGGGUCUGCAAAUGUGCGAAUUGGAUUAGCUCAACAGGAUGCUCCCUUCAGUAUUCCUCAUUGCAUUGCCCGGCAUACCACAGGAGCUAAUCAAUCACCCAAAAGAAAUGUGCAAGAUCAGAACCUUAAUUCUCAAGUUACAACAGCUCAACAUGUGGAGAGGGAGAAAGCCUAUGACAUUAUUGCAUCCUUAUUGAAGAUACCAUUCCUUGACGAAGAGGUGGUAAACAACUCUUACCCACGAAAGAUGGGCCGUGUUGAUGUAUUAUCUCAACAGAAUAGUAAGAAAGAGAGUAUGCUCGCAUGGACUGAUGUGUUCCAGAAAAGUUCGAGUUCAUCCUUAGCAUCAGAAAGUCCAUCACAUAAGCAUGAAACAAGUGAGUCACCAGACCUGCAGGAAGGUGGGAGUACUGAGAAGCCACAGACAAGUGAAUCCAAGUACAGAGAGUACAUAUGUGGUGAAGAAGCUAUGCGAAUCUCUCCAACUGAACCGUAUUGCUUAAGACGUCCAAUACGCAGAGGCCAUCUUAAUAUUUCUCAACAUUAUUCCACGCAGCAGGUGCUAGAAGACUUGCAAGCCAUCUGGGACUGGAUAUUGGUUGAGAAACUACAUAUUCCUCACAGUGAGAGAAACAUGUAUUCUGCACUUAUUGUAGUGCCUGAAACAUUUGAUAAUCGAGAAAUUAAGGAAAUAUUAUCUAUUGUCUUACGAGAUUUGCGGUUCAGCUCAGCAGUAGUCCACCAGGAAGGUCUUGCUGCAGUCUUUGGAAAUGGAUUAUCAACAGCAUGUGUCGUGAAUAUUGGUGCUCAGGUCACUUCAGUUAUUUGUGUCGAGGAUGGAGUUGCUCUUCCUCAUACACAGAUCACCUUACGUUUUGGCGGAGAGGAUGUAUCAAGAUGCCUUCUGUGGACUCAGAGACAUCAUCAGACAUGGCCACCUAUUCGCACAGAUGCUCUUGCAAAGCCGAUAGAUUUGCUGAUGCUCAACAGACUCAAAGAAUCUUACUGCCAGAUUUAUGAAGGAGAGGUUGAAGCUGUUGGGGUGGUUCAUUCAUAUGAAGAUGGCUUGCCACCUGGAUCUCAUAAGACGAGGCUAACUGCCCUAAAUGUAGCGCCUAUGGGUCUUUUCUAUCCAACACUUUUGGUUCCAGAUGUCUAUCCUCCUCCACCUCGUUCAUGGUUCAAAGAUUAUGAGGAUAUGCUAGAAGAUACUUGGCAUAUAGACUUUCCCAGGAGAACUGACAUAUCAGAUGGGUUAUAUCCAGGCAUCAGCAAUCCACUACAGAUGUGGGACAACUAUUCUUAUCCUUCAAACCAACAGAAGAAAGAAGACAACAUUGGCCUUGCAGAAGCCAUUACAAAGAGUAUCCUGUCAACAGGGCGUAUAGAUCUACAAAGAAAGUUGUUUUGUAGCAUGCAACUGAUUGGUGGAGUCGCUUUGACAACUGGUCUUAUUUCUGCCAUGGAGGAGAGAGUUUUACAUGCGAUUCCCUCAAACGAAGCAAUCGAUACUGUUGAGGUACUGCAAUCAAGAACCAAUCCUUCGUUUGUGGCAUGGCGGGGUGGAGCCAUACUGGGCGUAAUCGAUUAUGGUCGAGAUGCUUGGAUACAUCGAGAAGACUGGAUUCAAAACGGGAUUCAUAUUGCGGGGGGCAGAAAAUACAAGGAUUCUUAUUAUCUCCAAGCACAACCAAUGUGUUACAUAAAUUCCUAGAAUCGUAAAUCGCUAUUUUCAGAUCCAAUGAAGCACUGUAGUUUGAUUAAUAACGAGUAACAAAAUAAAUUUCGAUGGAGAAAUAUUGUUUAAUGAGUUGUCCCACAUCGGUAGGAAGGUAAGAAAAUGAAAGAUGGAGGAUAGUAUAUGAAGGGAGGAGGGGUUAUGUUUGAAAACUAAAAGGGUCGGUUGGCUAAAUAUGCCACGCUCGCCCACUGAUUGGUGAGUGCUGUAUGGCUAUCAAGACAUAUGGCCGACAUAAUUUGUGGAACUUUAUAGGGUUGGCUCCUUUUGGCCGAUCCUUCAACCUUUUUAGUAUUAAUGGUAAUUGCCUAUUUAUUAC
This is a messenger RNA of Cynara cardunculus var. scolymus (artichoke), 2216 nucleotides long. Its product is annotated as actin-related protein 9. The transcript is spliced from 20 exons. Lineage: Eukaryota; Viridiplantae; Streptophyta; Magnoliopsida; Asterales; Asteraceae. Bases 86 to 1873 code for a protein of 595 amino acids. The record is from RefSeq and is a predicted model, not a curated record. Gene Ontology annotation, biological process: regulation of DNA-templated transcription; double-strand break repair. Gene Ontology annotation, cellular component: Ino80 complex.